GACCGAGUUGUCGUUUGCGGCCAUUUUCAGAACAUAGAACACGUUGAUCAACAUGCAGAUCCUCGGUAUCAGCUCCCUUGCGGCGGUGUUCCUCGCAUCGUCUAUUGAAGCCUCAUUGGACAUAGUUUCGGGGGCUACAUGGACGGCGGCUGGAACGGAUCAGCAUAUUCAAGCCCAUGGCGGAGGGAUCAUCGAGGUUGACGGGACUUACUACUGGGUCGGAGAAAACAAGCUCGACGGAACAUAUUUCCAGUCGAUCAACUGUUAUUCAAGCAAGGACCUGAUCCAAUGGGAGUUUGUGAACGAGCUUCUCUCCGUUCAGGAAUCGGGCGAUCUCGGACCGGAACGUAUCGUCGAAAGACCAAAGGUCAUCUACAAUGAUGAAACCGACCAAUAUGUCAUGUGGAUGCACAUCGACUCCAGCAAUUACGGUGACGCAAGGGCCGGAGUUGCAACCGGCUCUAGCGUUUGCGGUGAUUAUACUUACCUGCAUGUUUGAUCCGUCGGUGUACCUCUAAGAUGGGACUAACAUGCUACAGUAACUCCACGCGACCUCUCGGAUAUGUUUCUAGGGAUUUGGGUCUCUUCAAAGGUUAA
This is a messenger RNA of Aspergillus melleus, 597 nucleotides long. RefSeq lists its product as uncharacterized. Bases 53 to 499 code for a protein of 148 amino acids. The transcript has 4 exons. Lineage: Eukaryota; Fungi; Ascomycota; Eurotiomycetes; Eurotiales; Aspergillaceae. The record is from RefSeq and is a predicted model, not a curated record.